AUGCGACAAGCAAUGAUCGACAUUUUGUUGCAAUUUAUUUAUGAAUCAGAUCACCGGCAAAGUGGGAUCGGAGAGAUUCUUGAGAUUUGGGGAAGUAUAAUCAAUGGAUUUAUGGUGCCAUUGAAGGACGAACACAAGGUUUUUUUAUCUAGGGUUUUGAUUCCGUUGCAUAAGCCUAAGAGUAUGACGGGUUAUCAUCGGCAAUUGGCGUAUUGUGUGUCGCAGUUUGUGCAGAAAGAGGCGGAGCUUGGUGGCGUUGUGAUCGGAAAGAUUUUGAGGUAUUGGCCGGUGACGAAUUGUCAAAAGGAAGUGUUGUUGAUCGGAGAAAUUGAGGAGAUUGUAGAGAAUAUGGAUCGGCGGCAGUACUUGAAGGUGGCUCUUCCAUUGUGGUCACAAAUCGCAAAGUGCAUAAACAGUGACAAUUCACAGGUAGCUGAACGGGGUCUAUAUGUUUGGAACAACGAGCAGUUGAUGAAGGUGGUGUCAGAAGAUAUAGAGAUGGUUUUCCCAUAUAUAGUUGAAGCGUUAGAAAAGAACCUUACAUGCCAUUGGAGCAAAAACGUACAAGAAUUGACAGAAAAUGUGAAGAUCUUGCUUCAAGAACUCGACCCAAUUCUCUACAAGACAUGCGUUGAGAUGAUCAAGAUACGUGAACUCACAGCUCGGUUAGAAGAAAACACCAGGAGGAGGAAAUGGGAAAGGAUUGAAAUGGCAACAUUAGCAACAACCAAAAACUAGUCACAUGUUGCAAGUUAAGUUGUAUGUGUCCACUAGUUAUUCAGGGUUUACUAUUUAGCUUUUAACUUUUUCUUGUUUAUACUUUUUAUAAAAAAAAUUACUUGAUAAAUUUAUUAUUAUUUUUUUAAUAAGAGUUAUUUCUUCUUCUUCUUUUUUUCUAAAA
Molecule: messenger RNA, 901 nt
Organism: Lactuca sativa (garden lettuce)
Lineage: Eukaryota; Viridiplantae; Streptophyta; Magnoliopsida; Asterales; Asteraceae
Product: serine/threonine protein phosphatase 2A 57 kDa regulatory subunit B' alpha isoform
Biological process (GO): signal transduction
Cellular component (GO): protein phosphatase type 2A complex
Molecular function (GO): protein phosphatase regulator activity
Source: RefSeq, a predicted model, not a curated record